Messenger RNA from Hevea brasiliensis (rubber tree), 621 nucleotides. RefSeq lists its product as uncharacterized. The transcript is spliced from 3 exons. The coding region runs from base 1 to 621 and encodes 206 amino acids. The record is from RefSeq and is a predicted model, not a curated record. NCBI's taxonomy places the organism in Eukaryota, Viridiplantae, Streptophyta, Magnoliopsida, Malpighiales, Euphorbiaceae.
AUGGCGCGGGACAAAGGAAAAGGGAAAGCCAAAAUCCCCACAUAUUCAUCAUCGGACUCCACUGACGCAAGUGUUCCUGCGUCACCUCCUCCACAAAAAGAUGCUCCUCUGGUAAUUGGUAAAUCAAAAGAAACACCCAAGAAAAGAACCAGUGAGCCAGUUCAAGAAAAGGGAACCAAAAAGAAAAAGACUUCAAAAGCUCCAGUUGUGCAUAUGGAAAGGGCUAUUCAUGAGCCAAGCAAAGAAGGUAGUGGGAAGGAUAUGAGUGACUCAGAGUCUGAGGCAGAACCAGAGACUCCUGCUCCUGCUGCUCCUGGAAAAGGAAAGGGAAAAAUAGCUCCAAAGGAACAAAGCAGUAAGCAGAAAGAGCAAACUGGUAAACCAUCUGGCAAAAAGGCUAAAACUGGCAAAAAGUCUACAGCUGAGUCUGGUACUACUGCUGUCACUGAGUUAGCAGCUGGGCCUAUUGUUCCUUUGACACCCGGAACUGAAUUGGCUGCUGCAAUUCUUCAAACCUUGAGUGACAAACCUGUCAAGCCCAAAAAGCUGAAAAUGGCUGCUCCAAAACCAAUCAGAAGUUCCAUUACUGUUUUGACUGUUUACUCACUGCAUUUAGACUGA